AACACUAAGAAAAUCGCAGACGAUAUCGCGAGCAAUGACCGCGGGGACGACGAAGACUCGCAGGCCCCGCACGGCCGGAAGCCCGUGAUGGUGUACAUCCACGGCGGCUCCUACAUGGAGGGCGCCGGGAACAUGAUGGACGGCAGCGUCCUGGCCAGCUACGGCGACGUCAUCGUGGUCACCGUCAACUACCGCCUGGGCGUGCUGGGCUUCCUGAGCACGGGCGACCAGGCCGCCAAGGGCAACUACGGCCUCCUGGACCAGAUCCAGGCGCUGCGCUGGGUGGAGGAGAACGCGGGCGCCUUCGGCGGAGACCCCAAGCGCGUCACCGUCUUCGGCUCCGGCGCCGGCGCCUCCUGCGUCAGCCUGCUCACGCUCUCCCACUACUCGGAAGGCCUGUUCCAGAAGGCCAUCAUCCAGAGCGGCACGGCGCUGUCGAGCUGGGCGGUGAACUACCAGCCGGCCCGGUCGGCGCGGGCGCUGGCGGAGCGGCUGGGCUGCGCGUCGUCGUCGGGCGUCGACUCGGCGUCCCUGGUGUCGUGCCUGCGCGGCGCGGGCUGGCGGGAGCUGUCGCGCCCCGGGGUGUCGGCCGCGGCCUACCACGUGGCCUUCGGGCCGGUGAUCGACGGCGACGUCAUCCCCGACGACCCGCAGAUCCUCAUGGAGCAGGGCGAGUUCCUCAACUACGACAUCAUGCUGGGCGUCAACCAGGGCGAGGGCCUGCGCCUGCUGGACGGCCUGCUCGACCCCGGGGCCGACGACGACGCCGAGGACGCCGAGGGCGCCGAGGGCGCCGAAAACAUGGCCGCCGGCGCCGAGGACGCCGAAAACGCCGAAAACAUGGCCGAGGACGCCAACGACGCGGCCGAGGACGCCGACCCGGGCGACUGGGGCGCCCCCGGCGGCGGCGGCGCCCCCGAGGCGGGCGUGUCGGCGCGGGCGUUCGACGCGGCGGUGUCGCGGUUCGUGUCCGGGCUGUACGGCGACCCCGAGGGCCGGGCGGCGCUGCGUGAGACCGUCAAGUUCAUGUACACCGACUGGGCGGACCGGGAGAGCGCGGCGGCCCGGCGCAAGACGCUGGUGGCGCUGGGCACCGACCACCAGUGGGUGGCGCCCGCCGUGGCCACGGCCGACCUGCACGCGCGCUACGGCUCGCCCACCUACUUCUACGCCUUCUACCACCGCUGCCAGGGCGACGACGCCAGGCCCGCCUGGGCCGACGCGGCGGCGCACGGCGACGAGCUGCCCUACGUCUUCGGCGUGCCGCUGCUCGGGCCCACCGACCUCUUCGCCUGCAACUUCUCCCGCAACGACGUCAUGCUCAGCGCCGUCGUCAUGACCUACUGGACCAACUUCGCCAAGACGGGGUGA
Messenger RNA from Onychomys torridus (southern grasshopper mouse), 1371 nucleotides. RefSeq names its product neuroligin 4-like. Lineage: Eukaryota; Metazoa; Chordata; Mammalia; Rodentia; Cricetidae. The transcript is spliced from 4 exons. Bases 88 to 1371 code for a protein of 427 amino acids. Gene Ontology annotation, molecular function: neurexin family protein binding; signaling receptor activity. Gene Ontology annotation, biological process: postsynaptic membrane assembly; chemical synaptic transmission; synaptic vesicle endocytosis. Gene Ontology annotation, cellular component: cell surface; synapse; postsynaptic specialization membrane. The record is from RefSeq and is a predicted model, not a curated record.